Clupea harengus (Atlantic herring) is the source of this 630-nucleotide messenger RNA. Its product is annotated as TLC domain-containing protein 2-like. The coding region runs from base 134 to 484 and encodes 116 amino acids. NCBI's taxonomy places the organism in Eukaryota, Metazoa, Chordata, Actinopteri, Clupeiformes, Clupeidae. Gene Ontology annotation, biological process: phospholipid homeostasis; regulation of membrane lipid distribution; membrane assembly. Gene Ontology annotation, cellular component: plasma membrane. The transcript has a single exon. The record is from RefSeq and is a predicted model, not a curated record.
CCAAGUGUUUUCUGUGCUUACCUCUGAUUCUAAUGGCAUUUAUCUAUUAACAUUACCAUUACAUAUGUGAUCUCUGAACCCCCGCCCCCGCUCCCGACUUCCACAGGUUAUCACAUGCUUCAGCAUCGCAGUCAUGGCACGUCAGUUUGUGGGCUUCGCUGUGGUGGCCCUGCUGGUGGAGCUCAACUCUGUGUUCCUGCACCUGCGGCAGCUGCUGCGCAUGUCCGGCUGGGCUGCCUCGGGGACCCUGUACCAACUCAACAGUGUGCUGAACCUGGGCACCUUUGUGGCGUUCCGCAUCAGUACGCUGGCCUGGAUGACGCACUGGCUGGCUCUGAACCGCGAGCGGGUGUCGCUGCCUUGCUUCGCAGCCGGGAGUGUGGGCCUCUCGCUCAUCAUGGUGAUGAACGCCAUGAUAUUUUAUCGGCUACUGCGCAGCGACUUCCUCGCGGCUAGCCGAGAAGGAGGGAGGAAGGAUGAGUGAAGGUGUCACCGGUGUCACCUCCAACCCCCCACCCCCACCCCAGUGAAAACCUCAUCCCAACACAUUACAAUCACAAGGGCAACUCAGACUGUAACUCAAUACACUGCCUACCUCUUUGUCCUGUUAUUAAUAGUAAACAUUGCAAG